AUGAAACAAUUUGUGUUGGGAGUGGUUUUCCUGCUGGCCGCCGCCAAAACUGCAACGGCCAUCAGCUGCUACGUGUGUAAUACGACCGACUCGACGACACCGUUCCAGUGCAGUGAAUGGUUCGAACGGUUCGAUCGUCCCGACCUCAAGCCGGUCGAUUGCUCUAACGUGUAUGGGGCGAAGUACUGCAUCAAACAUAUUGGCCGCUUCGAAGCGUACGGUAUCCUCUGCUACCAGUGCUCGUCCGCCCAUUCCAUGUACUGUUCGGACAUGCUGGUCGCGGACGAAGCGUCACCCUUCAAACCGGAACCGUGCGACCACGUGUUCGAGGCAGAGUACUGCAUCAAAUCAACGGCAAUGCAUGAUGGUAUUGGUGCCAAGCGUUACUGUUCGUCGCGCGAUUUAGGUAACUACUGUAAUUACGUGCGGAAUCCGGGCGAUCAGAUCGAGUACCGAUCGUGUAUCUUCACCUGCGACACGGACGGAUGUAAUGCUGCUCCUCGUUCGCAGUUCGUUUCAGGAUCGCUGCUAACCAUCGUCACGACGCUGGCGGUGAUGGUCUCAAUACUUGUCAGGCAGUAG
Molecule: messenger RNA, 582 nt
Organism: Anopheles maculipalpis
Lineage: Eukaryota; Metazoa; Arthropoda; Insecta; Diptera; Culicidae
Gene: bou
Product: U-scoloptoxin(05)-Sm1a
Exons: 4
Coding region: 1-582 (193 amino acids)
Biological process (GO): sleep; positive regulation of voltage-gated potassium channel activity; regulation of synaptic transmission, cholinergic
Source: RefSeq, a predicted model, not a curated record